AGCAAUUAAUUGCACAUCGCAAAUCAUAAGACAAUAUGGCCAAAAUCACUUUAGGAACAACCCAAGAGGCUGCUCAACCUAAUUGCAUCCAGGCUCUAAUUGUUGAAUUUAUUGUCACCUUUCUCUUUGUCUUUGCUGGUGUUGCUUCUAAAAUGGCUGCUGAUAAGCUAAGUGGAGAUGGUUUAGUGGGAUUAUUUUUUGUGGCUAUGGCAAAUGUUCUUCUGGUGGCGGUAAUGAUAUCUGCCGGUCACGUUUCCGGUGGCCAUUUGAAUCCCGCUGUGACCUUCGGCCUCCUUGUUGGCGGCCACAUCACCGUCGUCCGUUCUAUCUUAUAUUGGAUUGAUCAACUUAUAGCAUCUGCAGGAGCUUGCUAUCUUCUUCAUUACCUCACUGGUGGAUUAACAACUCCGGUUCAUACACUUAAAAGUGGAGUAGGGUGUACUCAAGGAGUAGUUUGGGAAAUUGUUUUGACAUUCUCUUUGUUGUUCACUGUGUAUGCAACUAUGGUUGAUCCAAAGAAAGGAGGAUUUGCUGGACUUGGCCCAAUUUUGAUUGGAUUUGUUGUAGGGGCUAACAUCUUGGCUGGCGGGGCUUUUGCAGGUGCUUCCAUGAAUCCAGCAAGAUCUUUUGGGCCUGCUUUGGUUAGUGGAAAUUGGACUGACCAAUGGAUUUUUUGGGUUGGGCCUCUCAUUGGUGGUGGACUUGCUGGUUUCAUUUAUGAGAAUUUCUUCAUCAAUAGAACUCAUGUUCCUCUGCUUGUAGAUGAAGUUAGCUACUAAGAAUUAAAAUUAGGUGAAUGUGAUUUAUUUUUUUUAUUUAGUAGAGAAAUAAAAAGUGAACUUGAUUAUAUGUUUCUCUAUUUGGGUUUAUGUUGAACCCAAACUUGCUUAGAUGUUGAGUUUGGUUUGGGACACUUGACUUGUAUACCUAUGUGUGAAC
Medicago truncatula (barrel medic) is the source of this 939-nucleotide messenger RNA. RefSeq names its product aquaporin TIP4-1. Lineage: Eukaryota; Viridiplantae; Streptophyta; Magnoliopsida; Fabales; Fabaceae. The record is from RefSeq and is a predicted model, not a curated record. Gene Ontology annotation, biological process: water transport; transmembrane transport. Gene Ontology annotation, molecular function: water channel activity. The transcript has 3 exons. The coding region runs from base 36 to 779 and encodes 247 amino acids. Gene Ontology annotation, cellular component: membrane.